CACAGUCUCUCACAGUCACACACACACACAGUCUCUCUGCCUGUGUCUCUCUGUGUGUCUCAGUGUCUCUCUGUGUCUCUCUGUGUCGCUUGCAGUGUCUCUGUGUCUCUGUCUCUCUGUGUCUCUCUCCCAGUGUCUCUCUGUGUCUGUGUCUCUCUGUCUCUCUCUCCCAGUGUCUCCGUGUCUCUGUGUGUGAGUGUCUCUCUGUGAGUGUCUAUCUGUGACUCUCUCCCAGUGUCUCUGUGUCUCUCUGAGUCUCUGUGUGUCUCUCUGUGAGUGUCCCUGUGAGUGUCUCUGUGAGUGUCUGAGUGGUAGUGCCAUGGCGUUCCUCAGCACAUGGGUUCCUAAAGACAUGCAGCGUGCUACGAAUGUGGUGUAUCAGUCUCACCACGUGAGUCGCUCCAAGCGUGGCCAGGUGGUCGGGAACCGGGCCGGGUUCAGGGGAUGCACCAUCUGGCUUACAGGUCUGUCCGGAGCGGGCAAGACGACCCUGGGCUUUGCGCUGGAGGAGUAUCUGGUGGUGCACGACAUCCCCUGCUACUCGCUGGACGGUGACAACGUCCGCCACGGCCUCAACAAGAACCUGGGCUUCACGCCGAGCGACCGCGAGGAAAACAUCCGGCGCAUCGCAGAGGUGGCCAGGCUGUUCGCUGACGCGGGGCUGGUGUGCAUCACCUCGUUCAUCUCUCCCUACCAGCGGGACCGUGAGAAUGCCCGUAAGAUCCACUCUGACGCUGGGCUGCCCUUCUUUGAGCUCUUUGUGGACGCUCCGCUGGAGGUCUGUGAGCAACGAGACGUGAAAGGCCUCUACAAGAAGGCCAGAGCCGGGGAGAUCAAGGGCUUCACCGGCAUUGACUCGUCGUACGACAAGCCGGAGACUCCGGACCUGGUGCUCAAGACGAGCGAGACGACCAUCGAUGAGUGCGUCAUGCGGAUCGUGGAGCUCCUGCAGGAGGGGGGUAUUGUGCCCAUGUCCGCCACAGUGGAGGUCAAGGAGCUCUUCGUAGCUGAGAACGCCGUGAGCGCCCUGCAGGCCGAGAUGCAGGGCUUGCCCACACUGAGCAUCACAGAGUUGGACCUGCAGUGGGUGCAGGUGCUGUCUGAGGGCUGGGCUACGCCGCUGGCCGGCUUCAUGCGUGAGAGGGAAUACUUACAGUGCCUGCACUUCAACUGCCUGCUCGAUGGCGGGGUGAUGAAUCUGUCUGUCCCUGUGGUGCUUCCCGUCUCCACGGAGGACAAACAGCGGCUGGAGGGAGGUGCGGCCAUCGCCCUCGUGUACCAGGGGGUGAAAGUUGCUGUGCUCCGUAAUUUGGAGUUCUUUCCGCACCGCAAGGAGGAGCGCUGUGCCCGGCAGUGGGGCACCACCUGCAAGGAACACCCCUACAUCAAGAUGGUGCUGGAGAGUGGCGAGUGGCUGGUGGGCGGUGACCUGGAGGUGCCGGAGCGAAUCCGCUGGGGUGACGGGCUGGACGAGUACCGGCUCUCGCCCGUUGAGCUGCGCAACAAAUUCCGUCAACUCAACGCCGACGCGGUCUUCGCCUUCCAGCUGCGCAACCCGGUGCACAACGGCCACGCGCUGCUCAUGAGCGACACGCGCCGGCGCCUUCGCGAGCGCGGCUACCGCUCCCCCGUGCUGCUGCUGCACCCACUGGGCGGCUGGACCAAGGAGGACGACGUGCCACUGGCCUGGCGCAUGCGGCAGCACGCCGCCCUCGUGGAGGACGGAGUGCUGGACCCACUCACCACCGUACUCGCCAUCUUCCCCUCGCCCAUGAUGUACGCCGGGCCUACGGAGGUGGGAAGCAUCGAAGCAUAG
Molecule: messenger RNA, 1816 nt
Organism: Lethenteron reissneri (Far Eastern brook lamprey)
Lineage: Eukaryota; Metazoa; Chordata; Hyperoartia; Petromyzontiformes; Petromyzontidae
Product: bifunctional 3'-phosphoadenosine 5'-phosphosulfate synthase 1-like
Biological process (GO): sulfate assimilation; 3'-phosphoadenosine 5'-phosphosulfate biosynthetic process
Molecular function (GO): adenylylsulfate kinase activity; sulfate adenylyltransferase (ATP) activity; ATP binding
Source: RefSeq, a predicted model, not a curated record